Messenger RNA from Adineta ricciae, 1860 nucleotides. Lineage: Eukaryota; Metazoa; Rotifera; Eurotatoria; Adinetida; Adinetidae. The record is from the annotation of a GenBank genome assembly.
AUGGGUAGUCGAGAUAAUCUUCCAAGAGUUGCUGAUGCUGAACGAGAAGCACAGUAUGGUUAUGUCUUCGGUGUUUCUGGUCCAGUCGUCAUUGCCAAUCAUAUGGCUGGUUCAGCAAUUAACGAGCUGGUUCGAGUCGGUCAUGAAGAACUGGUCGGCGAAAUCAUUCGUCUAGAAAAUGAUUUAGCGACAAUUCAAGUCUAUGAAGAAACAUCCGGUGUUACGGUUGGUGAUCCAGUUUUACGAACUGGUAAGCCAUUAUCGGUUGAACUUGGUCCUGGCAUCAUGACAAGUAUUUUCGAUGGUAUUCAACGACCAUUGGAAGUUAUUUAUGAUCAUACUAAGAGCAUUUAUAUUCCACGUGGUAUCAACGUACCAGCGUUAAAGCGUUCAACUUCAUGGCAUUUUACUCCAGAUAAUCGUCUUCGAGUUGGAGGUCAUAUAACUGGUGGUGAUAUCUUUGGUACUGUACCAGAAAACCAAAUGAUCAUACAUAAAAUUAUGCUUCAUCCAAAAGCGAAAGGUACAAUUACCUAUAUCGCACCAGAUGGCAAUUAUACCUUGGAUGAUGUCGUUCUGGAAACAGAAUUCGAUGGCGAAAAAACUAAACAUACCAUGUUACAAAUCUGGCCUGUACGACAAAUGCGACCAGUCGCAGAAAAACUUGCUGCUAAUCAUCCAUUGCUAACUGGUCAACGUGUUUUAGAUGCAUUAUUUCCAUGUGUCCAAGGUGGUACAACAGCUAUUCCAGGUGCCUUUGGCUGUGGCAAAACUGUUAUUUCACAAUCAUUAUCGAAGUUUUCUAAUAGUGACGCUAUUGUUUACGUUGGAUGUGGUGAACGUGGAAAUGAGAUGGCUGAAGUCUUACGUGAUUUUCCUCAAUUGAAAAUGGAAGUUAACGGUAAAGAAGUAUCUAUUAUGGAACGAACAACUUUGGUUGCAAAUACUUCCAAUAUGCCUGUCGCUGCUCGUGAAGCUUCUAUUUAUACAGGUAUUACUCUAUCGGAAUAUUUUCGUGAUAUGGGUUACAAUGUUGCUAUGAUGGCUGAUUCAACUUCACGUUGGGCCGAAGCUUUACGUGAAAUCUCAGGUCGCUUAGCUGAAAUGCCUGCUGAUUCGGGUUAUCCAGCUUACUUAGGUACUCGAUUAGCUUCGUUCUAUGAACGUGCUGGUCGUGUCCGAUGUUUGGGUAAUCCAGAACGUGAAGGUUCAGUCAGCAUUGUCGGAGCUGUCUCUCCACCCGGUGGUGAUUUCGCUGAUCCAGUCACAGCUGCAACAUUAAGUAUUGUUCAAGUCUUUUGGGGUUUAGAUAAAAAAUUAGCACAACGUAAACAUUUCCCAUCGGUUAACUGGCUUAUUUCAUAUAGUAAAUACACACGUGCACUUGACGAUUAUUAUGACAAACACUUUCCGGAAUUCGUGCCAUUACGUGCCAAGUGUAAAGAAAUUUUACAAGAAGAAGAAGAUCUUUCGGAUAUCGUUCAGCUCGUUGGUAAAGCUUCUUUAGCUGAAACAGACAAAAUAACACUCGAAGUGGCUCGUAUAAUCAAAGAUGAUUUUCUUCAACAAAACGGCUACUCAUCGCAUGACAAAUAUUGUCCAUUCUAUAAAUGCGUUUUAAUGCUUCGUAAUAUGAUUUCGUUCUAUGAUUUGGCUCGUCAUGCUGUCGAAACAACAGCUCAAUCAGAAAAGAAAAUAACAUGGAAUGACAUUCGUACAAAUCUUAAUGAUAUUCUCUAUGAAUUAACAAGCAUGAAGUUCAAGGAUCCAACGAAAGAUUCCGAAGAUAAGAUUAAACGUGAUCUUGAUGAUCUUAACGAACGUAUGCAAGCCGCAUUCCGAGAUAUGGAAGAAAAUUAA